This is a messenger RNA of Penicillium subrubescens, 2325 nucleotides long. RefSeq lists its product as uncharacterized. The transcript has 5 exons. Bases 1 to 2325 code for a protein of 774 amino acids. The record is from RefSeq and is a predicted model, not a curated record. Lineage: Eukaryota; Fungi; Ascomycota; Eurotiomycetes; Eurotiales; Aspergillaceae. Gene Ontology annotation, molecular function: protein binding.
AUGAACCGACCUCCUCCGCAACAGGGCCAGGGUCGUGGUCAGCCACGCCUCGGGGCGACUUGGUAUCCAGGGGGGCAGGAUGACUUUUACAUGCCAGAGGUCAUCUCCCCCUCCCCUCAAAGGGUGAUGCCCGAGGUCCCCGAAAACAUGCAAGACAAUAUCGCGCAAAUGGAACAUGGCGCCUACGACCCCCGCCGCGCCCAGCCGCAGUCGCCCGCGCAGUACGCUCCCCGAUCCCAGUUCCCAGAGCGCACUUCAUCCGCCGUCCAGAGCCAACCUCAGCAAGCCCAUACUCAGGAUCACGGUGCUUACGCGCAGUCUGCGACCUACGAUGACGUGGAUCAGCCCAAUUUCUCACCCUUCCCCGUCUUGCGGAACCCCCCGCCAAAUGUCCCGCCUACCGAUGAGCAGCGCGAAGAGAGUCUCGAGCGCGCCCGCAUGGCCGUUUUGUCCACCACCGACCCGGAGAUGCAAUUGGCCUGGGCACAGGAUGCGCUCGCUUUUGUCGAGGUUACCGCGCAAAACGAGGCCCGUCUGUCGACUACUCAACCACCGCGGCCGCACACGCCCCAGGUUGAGCGUCAGCUGCGGACGGACGCGAUGAAUAUUGUCAACUUUUUGGCGGGACAGCAGCACCCCAAAGCCGAGUUUAUCAAGGGCAUGUGGCUGGAGUUUGGCAAGUUUGGCUACCGUGUUGAUCGGAAGGAGGCCUUCCGCUCGUACACGCGGGCGGCGGAGAGGGGAUAUGCGCGCGCCGAGUAUCGCAUUGGUAUGCAGUUUGAGAGCUCCGGAGAGCCGGAGAAAGCGAUUCGACACUAUGAGCGCGGUGUGUCAAUGUCGGAUUCUGCCUCGUACUACCGCUUGGGAAUGAUGAUUCUUCUUGGACAACACGGCCAGCGUCAGGACUUCCGAAAAGGCUUGGAGUAUAUUAGAUUGGCCGCGCAAUCAUGCGACCAGAACGCGCCGCAGGGUGCCUAUGUCUACGGUAUGCUGUUGGCCGGAGAGCUCCCUCAAGUCAGCGUGCCUGAACCGUACCUCACUCCGGAUCUCAACAUCGCCCGUGUCAACAUCGAAAAAGCCGCCUAUCAUGGGUUCGCCAAGGCCCAGGUCAAGAUGGGUGCCGCAUACGAGCUUUGCCAGCUGCAAUGCGAUUUCAACCCCGCGCUGUCCUUGCACUACAACGCGCUCGCGGCCCGCCAGGGCGAACCCGAAGCCGAAAUGGCCAUUAGCAAGUGGUUCCUUUGCGGUCACGAAGGUGUCUUUGAGAAGAACGACGAGUUGGCAUUCACGUUUGCCCAACGUGCAGCACAAAGCGGCCUCCCUACCGCUGAAUUUGCUUUGGGUUACUUCUAUGAGGUCGGUAUCUUUGUUCCAGUCGACAUCAGAGAAGCUCGAAGUUGGUAUGCCAAAGCCGCUGCGAGCGGUAACAAGGAUGCCUCUGGACGCAUUGAUAGCAUUUCGCGAUCAAAGACUUUGUCAAGAAAGGAUCAUGAAAAGGUCGCUAUUUCCCGCAUCAAGUCGACCCGUUACGCCCAUCAGCGCGGUGCUUCUUUGGAAUCAACUCCCGAGAACAUCGAGAUGCCCGACCCUUCACGCAUGAGCCUCAACGAUCAACCUUCGUCUGCCGCUCCCUAUCCUGAUCGAAGUGGAUCUGCUCGUCCUCGUCCUCCCGGCCAGCAGAACUACCAAAUGCCCGAACCUCGCCCCAGCUCCGCAUUCGGGGUCAAUCCCAACCUUCGCCAGAAUGGCCCCCCCGGUCCUGGCUAUGGUGGCCCACCCGGGCCUGGAGGUCGCAGUGCAUCCUAUGGCCCCAGUCCUGGUGGUCCCCCUGGACCUGGUCCUAUGAAUUACCGCCAGCAUGGCCCAGGCACUCCGGUUGGUGGCCCUGUCCCCGGUGGACCAGUCAGCCCACAGUCCGCGGGCAUGAUCAGCCCCAGCGGCACGCCCCGAGUCGACAUUGGAUACUCCGCCCCGGUUCCACCUCCAGGUGCGGACCGCCGUCGCCCUGCACGCCUCGACGCUGCGCCGCCAGACCGCAAGCCUAUGCGGAGCCCCGUCGGUGGCCACGGUCCUGGCCCUCUGCCAUCUCCUCGUAACCCUACGUCUCCUAGGCCCAUGGGCUCCCCUCAAUCUGCAAACUUCCCUCCACGCAAUGAGUCGCGGCAGCCGUCCAGAGGCUCGGCUUCGUCCACACCUCAGCCACCGGCGGGCCCGCAGCAACAGCCGCAGCCGAAGCCAGCCCCGCCACCAUCCAAGGGUCCUAAAACAUUCGAGGAGAUGGGUGUGCCCAGUGCAAAGAACGACAGCGAUUGCAUUAUAAUGUAA